Molecule: messenger RNA, 4316 nt
Organism: Oreochromis niloticus (Nile tilapia)
Lineage: Eukaryota; Metazoa; Chordata; Actinopteri; Cichliformes; Cichlidae
Gene: cdh19
Product: cadherin 19, type 2
Exons: 12
Coding region: 307-2703 (798 amino acids)
Biological process (GO): cell morphogenesis; homophilic cell-cell adhesion; cell-cell junction assembly
Cellular component (GO): adherens junction; catenin complex; plasma membrane
Molecular function (GO): cadherin binding; beta-catenin binding; calcium ion binding
Source: RefSeq, a predicted model, not a curated record
UAUGAGCAUUUGCUUCUGCUAUUGUGGUGACUGAAUUGCUUUCCAGUACCAGGGUAUUUAGUUAAGCAGAUUGUGUUUUCUUACACUCAGCAAUGAUCUUUCUUGAUGGCAGCUGGUGACAAGUGGCUUGGGUGACAGCAGAAUUACACAAACAGAGACAUGGUCAUGCAUACAAACCACAUCAUAACAAGAUGGGAUGCAGCACUGCCAGGAUCAUGAAUUAUGGUGCUGGUGAAUGAAGAAUUUGUAACACGGACCAGUGAAACUACUAUCCUCUGUCCACUAUCCACGUGAAGUCCAGAGGAAAUGUACGGAUGGACUGUAAAAAUGAGUAUGCCGAGUGUUUUGGCUGUGGUGAUGGUCUUUUUUAUGAUUCCUGGUGGGGUGCUGAGUGAUAUGAGAGGUACUCAGGGUCUGGAAGCCCAACAAUUGGCUCAGGGGUCCACUCAUUUGCACCGUCGCCUGAAGAGAGGCUGGAUCUGGAAACAGCUGUUUGUCCCCGAGGAAGAUCCUACUCCUCGUGUUAUUGGCCAGCUCAAAUCUGAUUCUGAUCAAGGUGAGUCUUCCAUCAAGUACAUAUUAUCAGGAGAAGGUGCUGGAGAUGUGUUUGAAAUAAACGAGUAUACUGGGGAAAUCCGGACACUGAAGAAGCUUGACCGUGAGGAAAAGGCGUUCUAUGUGCUCCAAGCCCAGGCCAUCAAUAGAUGGUCCAACGAACCAGAGGAGCCCCAGUCAGAGUUCAUCAUCACAGUGCAGGACAUUAACGACAAUGUCCCCCAGUUCCAAAAUGAGCCAUAUGUGUCCAGCAUUCCUGAGAUGUGUCCAAUUGGGACCACAGUGGCACAGGUGACAGCCACAGAUGCUGAUGAUCCCAUGUUUGGAAACAACGCCAAGCUCAUCUACUCCAUCCUGCAGGGGGAACCUUACUUCUCUGUGGAGCCAAAGACCGGGAUUAUUGUAACAUCUUGGCAAAAUAUGGACCGUGAAGCCAGAGAGCAGUACCAGGUGGUGGUGCAGGUGAAGGAUAUGCUGGGUCUCAGCGGCGGUUAUUCCUCUUCCACUACGGUUACGGUCAGCUUGACUGAUGUCAAUGACAAUGGACCCACAUUCCAGCAGCACCUUUACACCUUUGCUGUCCCCGAAAACGCAGCCAUCGGCACCACAAUAGGCAGAAUCAUGGCAGAGGAUGGAGACACUGGCAUCAAUGCCAAAAUGACCUACAGUCUGGAGGGUGAACUGGAAGAAAGCACUUUUACCAUUAAAACAGACCCAGUAACACAAGAGGGAGUAAUUCUACUGGCCAAGCCUUUGGACUUUGAAGUUAAGAGACGUUUUGACAUGACCGCUGAGGCGGUCAAUGACCACGUGGACACUCGUUUUCUGAGUCUGGACGAGUUCACUGAUAAGACGACAGUGAAAGUCAUUGUGAGAGAUGAGGAUGAGCCACCUGUUUUCCUUUCGCCAGUCUACGAGUGGAAACUUCCUGAAAAUGCAGCUGUGGGAACUGUGGUUGGCAGCGUUAGCGCUAGAGACACUGACACAGUCAACAAUCCCAUCAGAUACUCUGUUGACAAAAGGAGCGAUACCACAAAAGCUUUUAAAAUAGACCCAAACAAUGGAACGAUAACUGUCGCUAAGUCUUUGGACCGAGAGACUGCAGCCUGGCACAAUGUGACAGUUGAAGCUAAGGAAACAACGCAGAACCAUUUAUCCUCCUCUGUGGUGGUGUUCAUCAAAGUACUGGACAUAAACGACAAUGUGCCAAGGCUUGCAAGAGAUUACCAGCCAUAUAUCUGUGAGGGGACGCAGGCAGGAGAACUCAUUCAGCUGCUCAGCGCCGUUGAUCCAGACGACCCUGUCGAAGGACAUCAUUUCUACUUCUCUAUGGUCCCCGAGAAGCGCAUUAAUCCAAACUUCACAAUCAGAGAUAAUCAAGACAACACAGCUGGAAUCGUGGCACGCCGGAGUACUUUCACCCGUAAGGAUCGAACCCAGUACCUUUUGCCUGUGGUGGUGGCAGACAGUGGCUCUCCAGCCCUUUCCAGUACUAGCACUCUCACCAUUAGUGUGUGCAGCUGUCAGCCUGCAGGCCAUUGUCCCACAGGAGGGGUGGAAGCCCUUGCUCUCUCCAUGGGGGUGAGCCUACAAACCUUGUUAGGGAUUCUGUUCUGCCUGGUCACACUCACAGUGCUGUCAGUCGUAAUGCUGAUAGUGAGGAGACACAGGAGAAAACAGCAGGAGGGACGUGAGGUGGAGGUGAAGGAGCUGGAGCUGCCUGAGACUGUGUCGCAGAAGGUGUUUUAUUAUGGAGAAUCAGGAGUUGGAGGAGUGGAGCUGGACUUCUGCCAACCUACUGUCCCAAUGCGCCCCCACCCCAGGAGAAGGGAGAGGAGGAUGCGAAGGGAAGAUGUCAGGGCCAGCAUACGAAUGUCCCUCCGAGAGUCACACCUCAUUGGCCCGGAGGACGAGGUCUUCAGGCAGUUUAUUCUGGACAGGCUGGCAGAAGCUGAUCAAGAUCCUUAUGCUCCUCCUUUCGACUGCCUUCAAACUUAUGCAUAUGAAGGGUCGGGGUCUCCCACAGGGUCUCUGAGCUCACUGGACUGUUCUACUUUGGAGUCUGACCAGUCUGUUUGUAAUCCCAGACCCUCUCUAGCAAGACUCACACCAUGGUACGGUGCAAGAGAGGAAGACACAAUCUUUUAAUCUGCUUUAUUAAACAAGUGCUCCUGUUCCUGAGUGCAUGUCCAAGAAGCACUCAUGAAGAACAUGCAGUCCAAAUCCAUGUUAGAUUACUGGUGAGUCUAAAUUGGCCUUAUGUGUGAAUGUGAGUGUGAAUGUGAUCCGUCUCUCUUCAGCAAUAGAACGGCGACCUGUCCAGGGAUCACCCCGCCUCCUGCUCUAUGAUGGAUGUGUUAAGAGUUGACUCGAACAAAAAGUUUGACAUUUUAUGAAGUAAAUUUUCCGACUGAGAAACUGUAUUUAUCAAAGUGUCAGUCUCCUGCAUUCCUUUAUUGAUAAGAUCAAGCCUUAAAAACAGAUACUGGCGGCCUGAUACAUUUUGUUUUGUAUAUCACUGCUCAAUAACAUGAAUAACUUAAACUUCAUGAUAUGAUAUUGUUUCUAUUAUAAUGGAGCUUGAGAGCAUAAUUAAUCACUAGAUGUUGGCUGUGUUAAAUGUGUCAGUGAUUUAAAUGACCAGGGCAUGAAAGACUGACCUGCCAUGUUGCACAAUAUCAUCAAUCUUGUUGUCUUAUUCAGAUGAUCAGCAGUCAGGAUGCAAUGUUGUAUGCAGUGACCAAGACUGCAGCUUGCAUCUUCUUUCUCCUCAAAGCCAGUGAUGAACUAUUUCUUCUUAAAGCUUACAUUUUUGGUUUUUUUGGCAAUGUGGGGGAAACAGAGCAGGCUGAUAUCAUGUCGUCAUAUUUUUGUUUAUCCUGUGAAGCUGUUAUAGUAUAUAUUUUGGAAGCAGUCGCCUUCUGAUCAGGCAGUAUUAGGGCAUCCAAGUUGUAGUCAGUCAAUAUUUACUUAUAGGCGUGUUUUGCCUCCACCAAGAACGGACAAAAAUAAUAUAACAUGGCUCCUUGGCUUCUUAACUUGGUGACUGUGUUCAGCUGUGAGCUGUUUAUCUGUUGUUGCAUUAAGUAGGGAGUGCUCAGUGGCUUUAUUAGCUUUUUUUGCUGGAAACUGCUCUCUGUUGCAGCAGGAAAAUAGGCUGUUUAUAACAGUGUUCGUACGCUGGAAAACCAAAAUAAUGAGUUUAAAUAGGCUAAAGUGCUCUUUAAGCUGAAGAAAAUGCUAUGUAACUUACAUGGCAUUGAUUCAUUCCUAUAAGCAGUCCUGUGACACGAACACACUUACUACUCAUUAAACAAACAAACAAAAAAAGGUAACUAAGACAGUUUUGUUGGUUGGGCUGAAUAUUAGAAAAUCAUCUUAUUUGUGAAAAAAUUAUAUGCUUGUUAUGCAGGGCCAUGUUACCUGAAGUAGUUUUUAAUAUUGAAUGUUAUUUAUUUUAUUCUGCUGUUAUCAAGUUUUUCUUUUAUGCUUUAUUUCUAUUCAGAAUUUAAUUCAACAAGGUAAACUUUCAUAUAUUUUAUAUUCAUUACAUAUUGCUUGUUUGAACUUUCAUGAUUAUGGCUCAUAGCUCAUGAGAAAUGCAAUAUCACAAAUUACUAGAAAUUCCAUUUCAGUAAAUUACUAUUCAAACAUGGGCGAGACUCCAGAGUUGACAGCUGUCCAGGAGACGAUCAUGGACAUCUUCAAUGAGGAGGGUAGUCUGCAGAACGUCUCUGCUGAAAAAAGUCUGUUUUCAUGGU